AUGAAUUGUCUCAAAGGGUUCAUCGUCUGGAUUCUGCUAUCCAUCAUUUUCAUCAGUUGCUAUUCGAAAUCGAUACCGAUCAAACGCCGAAUGGUCCUUCGGCUACCGUUUGUGCAAAACGGCGAAAACACAACGAACACCUACCAACAGCGCACAUUUUUGCGAAUGCUCAACGGAAACUCGAAAAUGAUGAAGAAGAACGAGCCGAGCGAUGCGCGCAACUGGCUGAGAUACGUCUACCGGAAUCGAAGAGCCUAA
Molecule: messenger RNA, 258 nt
Organism: Caenorhabditis bovis
Lineage: Eukaryota; Metazoa; Nematoda; Chromadorea; Rhabditida; Rhabditidae
Source: the annotation of a GenBank genome assembly